This is a messenger RNA of Torulaspora delbrueckii, 360 nucleotides long. RefSeq names its product Cox23p (gene COX23). The record is from RefSeq and is a predicted model, not a curated record. The transcript has a single exon. NCBI's taxonomy places the organism in Eukaryota, Fungi, Ascomycota, Saccharomycetes, Saccharomycetales, Saccharomycetaceae. The coding region runs from base 1 to 360 and encodes 119 amino acids.
AUGUCCAACGCAAGACCAGAGAAGCCAUCUGAAGAUGAAAAGAUCCUCAGUUCUGAACCCAACGUGAAUGGGGCGGUCAAGGACAGCUCCAAAGUUGAUUAUGCUCCAAAAGGGCAGGACCCUAGCAAAUUCCAAUACUACCCCGAAAACCCAGAAUCUGGCGUAAACAGACUCAUGUUUGCCAUCAAGGGCCCGAGCCAGUACUAUGACCCCUGCCAGGAGUCCGCUCAGAUGAGUCUCAAUUGCCUGGACAGAAAUGACUACAACAAGGACCUCUGCAAGGAAUAUUUCGACGCUUACCGAGAGUGCAAGAAGCAAUGGCUUAAAUCCAGAAGACAGGACAGAUCACAGUGGGAGUAA